Messenger RNA from Ogataea parapolymorpha DL-1, 1026 nucleotides. RefSeq names its product Replication factor C subunit 4. The coding region runs from base 1 to 1026 and encodes 341 amino acids. NCBI's taxonomy places the organism in Eukaryota, Fungi, Ascomycota, Pichiomycetes, Pichiales, Pichiaceae. The record is from RefSeq and is a predicted model, not a curated record. Gene Ontology annotation, biological process: DNA-templated DNA replication; DNA repair. Gene Ontology annotation, molecular function: ATP hydrolysis activity; ATP binding; DNA binding. The transcript has 2 exons. Gene Ontology annotation, cellular component: nucleus; Rad17 RFC-like complex; Ctf18 RFC-like complex.
AUGGAAAAUGCUGAUCUGAUUGAUUUUUUCUACACCAUGAACUAUCCUUUGGAUUUGGAACUUCCUUGGGUGGAAAAAUACAGGCCUACUAAAUUGGACGAUGUGGUGGGCAAUAAGGAAACUGUUGAAUCGCUGAAGAGGAUUGCAGAGGAGGGAAACAUGCCUCAUCUAAUCAUAUCGGGUCUGCCUGGUAUCGGAAAGACUACCUCUGUGUUGUGCCUUGCACAUGAGCUUCUUGGAGAUCAGUUUCGCGACGCUGUACUGGAAUUGAACGCGUCUGAUGACCGUGGUAUUGAGGUGGUCCGCAAUAAAAUUAAACAGUUCGCUCAGAAAAAAGUCCAACUUCCACCAGGAAGACACAAAAUCGUAAUUCUGGACGAGGCAGACUCAAUGACUCCUGGAGCACAGCAAGCUCUCCGGCGCACCAUGGAAAUUUACUCCAACACCACCCGUUUCGCAUUUGCUUGCAACCAAUCAAGCAAGAUCAUCGAGCCAUUGCAAAGUAGAUGUGCCAUUUUACGUUACAAUAAGCUCGAAGAUGAGGAGAUAUUAAGAAAUCUACUGCACAUAAUAAAGCAGGAAAAGAUUGAAUACACCAAUGACGGCCUGGAAGCACUAAUAUUUACGGCCGAAGGUGAUAUGAGACAGGCAAUCAAUAAUCUACAGAGUACAUUCUACGGCUUCAAUUUCGUGAACUCGGAAAAUGUUUACCGAAUUGUCGACUCUCCACAUCCCCUAGUGAUCUCCAAAAUGCUCAGGAGUUGUAUUCGGGGCGAUUUCGAAGGCAGUCUCGACAUUCUACGGUCGCUGUGGGCAAAAGGGUAUUCUGCGAUCGAUAUUGUCAGCACUAGUUUUAAAGUUCUCAAGUCCAUGUACGACAUUGAAGAGGAUAAACGGCUGGAAGUGAUUCGCAUCGUUGGUUUUACCCACAUGCGUGUUCUGGAAGGAGUUUCUACCUACCUACAGUUGAGUUGCAUGCUGGCCAAAAUUUUGGAGCUAAACAAGGAACUGAAAAUAGAUACGUAA